Messenger RNA from Cryphonectria parasitica EP155, 222 nucleotides. RefSeq lists its product as uncharacterized. Lineage: Eukaryota; Fungi; Ascomycota; Sordariomycetes; Diaporthales; Cryphonectriaceae. The transcript is spliced from 2 exons. The record is from RefSeq and is a predicted model, not a curated record. The coding region runs from base 1 to 222 and encodes 73 amino acids.
AUGAGCUAUGCAAUCAAUGCCAAAACCCAAACGAAUGAACGACAAUGUCAAUAUGUAGUCUUCUCUGCGAAUGGCCUCUCUUGGAGCGACUUCCCCUUUCGAUAUAUGAAAAACAGGCUCCGUGAUAAUGCAUACUCUUCCUUUGAUCGUAGGCAACAUUCUUCCUCGCACAGUGCUCUCUCGUCCACGCUCGUAAAGAAAAAGAAAAAGGAGAGAAAAUAA